CCACACAGGUAACACGGGGGAAAAAAAUAGAAGGAGAGGAGAAAAAUCCGUGGCUUGUUAUGGAGUUCGUGUGAAGAAAACACGGAUUUCCACCCUUCUUUACCAGUUAAACCUGUAUCUCUGGAUAGAACACACUCAAGUACUGCAACAGGUAGAGUCUGUCCGCAAACUCUUCCGUGGCUCCUCUGAAAAAUAAUCUCCCCUUUUUCUCUCUGUUUACCUCAAUUGAGUUUCCAGCCCUUUUGUUCGCUCUCCUUAUCACUUGGAAAAGGUGAACCCUCGUGUUAUUUUUAUUUUAAUCUUUGCUUUAAUUGUAGUUUUUACCCUUGUGGUCCCUGAUGGCUUCGCACAGUGAUACUCUGGUGGUGUUCUUUGGGGCAACAGCUGGUGCAAAUGGGGGUAAACUGGGUUCGGAUGAGAGGGAAAUAAUUCUCUUGGUGUGGCAAAUUGUGGACCUACAUGAGAAAAAGGUCGGGAAGCUCCACAAAUGUUUUGUCAAGCCAGACUCGCUGGAGCUGACAGAGCAGUGUAAAGAGGAGACCGGGCUGAGUCUGGAGGACAUCGUUGAAGCCGAGCCUCUAGACAAAGUUCUGCAACAGUUCCACCAGACUCUGACAUCAGAAGUCAAAUGCCUCGGCAGGAACUCUUACACACUUUUGGUGAACAGUCCACUUGUCAUUCGACAAGCUCUCCACCCUGAAGCGUCCAAAAAGAAUCUUAUCCUACCUGAGUGCUUCUUUUCAUUUUCGGACAUAAGGAAAGAGUUUCAGAAAUGUUGUCCAAAUGCUGGCCCUGUGCAAAAGCUCACUCUCGCCUCCAUGCUGGAAUAUGUUGGUCUCCCUGCUGUGUCAGAGCAGUUGACAGGCAUGAGGGAGGUGAGGAGCAUGGUGCAGCUUACCCUCUCCAUCCUGGCUGAACCCUACAAUCACAAAUUCUCCUGUUUUGAAACGGUGAACUACAAGUUUGACUCCGGCACAUGUAAGACUGAGCCGGUGGACACUGAAACGGUGAUCAGAGCACGGGGGCUUCCAUGGCAGUCCUCAGACCAGGACAUUGCACGCUUUUUCAAAGGCCUCAAUAUCGCCAAGGGUGGUGUGGCCCUGUGCCUUAAUGCUCAGGGAAGGAGAAAUGGGGAGGCCCUGGUUCGUUUCAUCAACUCGGAACAUAGAGACUUGGCCCUGGAGCGCCACAAACACCACAUGGGCAGCCGCUACAUCGAGGUCUACAAAGCCACAGGAGAAGAAUUCCUCAAGAUUGCUGGAGGGACAUCUAACGAGGUGGCCCAGUUCCUGUCUAAAGAAAACCAGGUGAUUAUCCGGAUGCGGGGAUUGCCGUUCACCGCCACACCCCAGGAAGUGCUGUCCUUCCUUGGCCCCGAGAGCCCUGUCACAGAUGGUGCCGAGGGUCUUCUCUUUGUCAAGUACCCUGACGGACGGCCCACGGGAGACGCCUUCGUAUUAUUCUCUUGUGAAGAAUAUGCCCAGAAUGCCCUGAAGAAGCACAAGCAGAUCUUGGGGAAGCGUUACAUCGAGCUGUUUCGAAGCACCGCUGCAGAGGUGCAACAGGUAUUGAAUCGCUAUAUGUCCACACCCCUGAUCUCCACACUGCCCCCUGCUCCAAUCGUACCCGUCCCAGUCCUGGCCGCUCCAUCCUUCCUGCCGGCAGCCAGCAGCUCUCGGGACUGCGUGCGCCUCCGUGGCCUGCCAUACACAGCGGGUAUCGAAGAUAUCCUGGAGUUUAUGGGCGAGCACACCGUGGACAUCAAACCUCACGGAGUCCACAUGGUUCUUAACCAACAGGGCCGGCCCUCUGGGGAUGCUUUCAUCCAAAUGAAGUCCCCUGACAAAGCCUUUAUGGUGGCCCAAAAGUGCCAUAAGAAGACAAUGAAGGACCGUUAUGUUGAGGUUUUCCAGUGCUCCACAGAAGAGAUGAGCAUUGUGCUGAUGGGGGGAACUCUGAACCGGAGUGGCCUCUCACCGCCACCCUGUCUGUCUCCCCCCACAGCCUACCCUGCCUUCCCCACGCCACCUGCCCUCCUCUCAGAAGCUGCCCUCUUUCAGCCCCCCCUGCUGGCGGCCCCCAGACCUCCUCAGGGCAGCAUGCACAGCACCACUCACACUCUGGCCUACUACCCCCCCCAGCCGCACCUCUACAUGAACAUGAACUACACAGCCUACUACCCCAGCCCCCCAGUGUCUCCUUCCACAGUUGGCUACUUUGCCGCCCCCCCGGGGAUGGCGGGACAGCCCCACCCGGCGGCCGCAGCAGCCGCCUCCUCCGUGCUGCCCCAGCCGGGGGCGCUGGUCAGGAUGCAGGGUCUGCCCUACAACACAGGGGUCAAAGACAUCCUCAGCUUCUUCCAGGGAUACCAGCGGCGUGGUUCAGAUGAGCGAACAGGCCAGGAGUCUGGUUCAGCCCAAAGAAUGGCUCUGUCUUUAGGGAUUCCCCGCAAGCUCCAGCCAGAUGCCGUUCUCAUCUUGUAUAACUUCAGUGGCCAGUGCAGCGGCGAGGCCUUGGUCACCUUCCCCAGUGAGGAGAUGGCCAGGCGGGCUGUGUCCGAGCGCUCUAACCACCCAUUCUAUGGCCAGCAGGUCCAACUGGUCUUCUGUAACUGACCUCUCCUCCUCCGUUUCUCUCCACCCUAUUUGGUUUCUCCUCCUGCAGAGGAGCCUUCUGUGUUUCCUCCCUCCCCAGCAGCUCGUACCUCAAAGCUCCACUGCAUUCCAGUUCUUUGCUCCACAUCUGUCCAAACCUUUUUGCUUUUCCAAACACACACCUGUCACGGCCGGUCACCACACUCCAGAUGCUGCUGUUGGAGUUUGGGCGUCCACAGAUGAAGCAGCUAGAUGACUUUGUGGACACCCUGGAUGGCAUUCCUGUUUCUUUGCAGCCACUGCUUCAGCCGGCUGCAGAGAAGAGCCGGUGCAGAGCCUGGAACAGCCAAAAAAAAGCCAAACACUUGGAUGUAUUUAAUUAUGAGUGUGUCCCCCGAUGAAACUGAACAGUGUGUCCUGAAACGCUUGAGGCUGUACAAACAAUUUCUACACACAAAUCUGUUCUGUAUGUUUCUAUUCUUAAGAUUUAACUCUUAAACCACUAUAAACUUUAGAUUUUUCAACGUUUAUGAACCUUUGUAUUAGUGUUAUGCAAUUACAGCUGUGUGAGUGAAAAGACAAAGCCAUAAAAACCAGUUUAGACUACUGAAACAAGGUACAUCUGUAUAUUUAAAUUCAGUUUAAUUGAGUUUAAACAAUUAGCUCUGAGCUUCAGGGACUCUUAGUACUGCACAACACCACAGCUGUAGAAGUGUACCAACUAAUCUGUGCCUUUGUUUUGUAAAAAGCAUUUAUAUACCCAUCCCAUUUGGGCAUUUCUAAGCACUACGGAUUUCUUUUUGCUCUAACGAAGAGAUAAGGAACUGGUCCUCUUUAACAGUGUAGCAUGGCAGAUUAAUUAUAUUUUUAUUGAUGCCAUUUCUUUCUAAAAGCUGAGACUUUGUUAUGUAAUGUCCAAUGACAAAGGCUUUUCCUCUGACCAGCCGCAGCGACGGUCUCUCCUCAGUUUUUGUUCCCAGGCUGCGUAACAAUCAGUCCGCUGCAUGCUGUUAUUACGACUCCCAACCAGAGGACUGUGUCAACCUGUGUCAAGCUGCACCCGGUUUCCUGGGAGGCCUGGUGACGGCCAACUUAGUUUUGUUUUUGUUUUAUCUCAACAUGCCUACACUACCCAGAGUGCAAUACUGGCCCAGAAUGAGGCGAGGUCAGCCUCUGGUGGCAGAGGAGAUGUUUGCUUCUUUUGUUGUGAGUUUGAGAUUUGCAUGAGUUUAGAUCUGUGCAUAGAAUGUAAACAAUAAAAAAAGGUAAUGA
Menidia menidia (Atlantic silverside) is the source of this 3866-nucleotide messenger RNA. Lineage: Eukaryota; Metazoa; Chordata; Actinopteri; Atheriniformes; Atherinopsidae. The record is from the annotation of a GenBank genome assembly.